Trichophyton rubrum CBS 118892 is the source of this 687-nucleotide messenger RNA. RefSeq lists its product as uncharacterized. The transcript has 4 exons. Bases 1 to 687 code for a protein of 228 amino acids. The record is from RefSeq and is a predicted model, not a curated record. Lineage: Eukaryota; Fungi; Ascomycota; Eurotiomycetes; Onygenales; Arthrodermataceae.
AUGGCUGAAAACACUGAGAUCGACUACACGCUCAACAACCCCGAUACCCUGACCAAGUACAAGACCGCCGCCCAGAUCUCCCACAAAGUGCUCGAGGCCGUUUCAGCCCCCGGAACGGGAGUCAAGGGUGAGGGUACCCCCGAAGUACAGGAAAUCUGGGGUGUCGAGGUCGGGCUCAGCUUGGGAUCCGGCAAGGUCAAGACUCUCGAGCAUAGACCAACUUUGCACCGCCGUACCACAACUACAUAUAUCCUCAAGAGACCCAGCUCCAGACAGACUCUGUCCGAGAUUGUCAAGAAGUUUGGAACUUUCCCCUUCAGCUUGCGCCAGCUGGAUGACGAGCGGGCCGGCAAGGUCGGCGUCGUCGAGUGUGUGCGAGGUGGCGUCGUGCGUCAGUACGAGCCAGCCGGAGAGGCAGACGGUUCUCCAGUCUCGAGACUUUUGACAACAGUUGCCAUUUUGAAAAAUGGACUGAGCAGACUGGCUGCUCCACCGCCACUUGACCUGGAGAAGGUCCAGUCAGACAAGAAGAUCACUGAUGAAGAAGUGCUGGCCAUCCUGGAGCGUCCACUGGCCAAGUCCACGGGAUCCAAGGGCAAGAAGAAUAAGAAGAAGAAGAAGAAGCCGGCCAAGAAGCCUGUCGAGGAGGAAGAUGAUGACGAGGAAGAAGAUUCCGACGAGGAGUAG